CAAUGACAGCAAUGAAAGAGGUUCAUCAAACUGACCGAUCACAUCUUUGAGGAGAUCUUAUACUCCACUGAUGACGAGCUGAAAGAUGCCCGUAUGAAGCUUGAGGAUGUUGUGAGGAGACGCCUGCCGAAGUGUGUGGGAGAGACUAGAAUAACAGAAACUGAACACAAAGACAACCGGAUCUUAGAGAAUGAGUGGAAUAAAGCAGUGGACGAGUGGAACAUUCUCCCAACUCUGUUGUUGGAUAAGAAGGAUUUCUUCAUUGAAACUAUUAAACUGGACUAUAGUGACAAGAAGACUAAAACCCCCAUCAAGAAUGUCUAUUUCUACAGGAAGAGAAACCCCACUGAUGGCAUCAAAAUUAAGGAUUAUGAGAAAUCCAGUCUGCUGCCAGAGGAGUAUACUGAAUAUGUUGGUCGGGUUUACUACACAAAAAAAUCAGACAAGGAGGAGAGGGAUGCUAAGGAGUGCUUCAGAUGGUGGCGUCUCAGUAAGGACCGGAUGUGUAUGAUUCUGGUCUUCGAUCAGGAAGAGUUUAGAGGAAAUUGGCGCUUGAUCACAGAAGACUGUCCAUCAUUGGACCACUGUGGUAUAAUAGAGGUCCGCUCUUGUAAGGUGCUCAGUGGUGAGUGGGUUCUCUAUGAGGGUCCUCACUACAAGGAACCCAGUUACCGACUGCAGGAUCCAGAGUAUCGAAACCCUGAGGCUUGGGGUCCCAAUGGCAACACUGCUCCUGCUCUGUCUGUUAAACGUAGCACAGAAUCAGUUCUAUAACUCCAUCCAUCUGUUGCCCUCAUUCAUCUUUAAAGUAGGGCUGUGAGUUUAAUUUGAUGUUUAAUUAUCAUUUCUAAACAUAAAUAGUGUAAUCAGUGAUUUGUAUUGCUGUCACAAUCAUGUAAUAUCUUUUACUUUUUUAUUUUAAAGGUUUUCUCUGCAAAUGGUAAUAUAUACACUGAAUUGAGAAUAACUUGAUUAAUUACUUAGCAUAUCAUGCAAUUAAUUUGAUUUAGCAGAUGCUUUUAUCCAAAGUGACUAGAAAAUAAGGAACAUCAGGAUUAAAUUACAACUGAUUGACCGCUAUUGAAGCCACACUUGACCAUAUGAGAUUAUUUUGUGAAUAAAUGUUGUGGCAGAUGCUGCUGACAAAGAGUAAAUCAAUCGUA
Messenger RNA from Cyprinus carpio (common carp), 1163 nucleotides. Its product is annotated as gamma-crystallin S-like. Gene Ontology annotation, molecular function: dGTPase activity. Bases 94 to 774 code for a protein of 226 amino acids. Gene Ontology annotation, biological process: dGTP catabolic process. The record is from RefSeq and is a predicted model, not a curated record. Lineage: Eukaryota; Metazoa; Chordata; Actinopteri; Cypriniformes; Cyprinidae. The transcript is spliced from 6 exons.